ACCAGAACCACAAUAUGCCGCACAGUCAAAGAUAUCAGACCCCGUCCAGGGUAUCAUCAGAGCAAUCAAUUCAUACUAAUCUCUUCAGCCAGUCUAGCUCAUUAUUCGUCCCGUCAGCUAUAAACAAUCGUGUCUUCUCAACCCCCAAUCAAGUACAGAAUCAUGCCGCUCCUGCAUAUCUCAGCUCGUCAAAUAGGGGUUCAUCAAGGGGGAACUUAAGUCGUGUAAGCUCGAGGGCUACAAUACGGCCCUAUCCGUCUUCCCCCUAUCUCUCACAGCAUCCUCAGAGACAAAGGUUGUCAUUACGUCCACCAUCCAGCCAGAUCUCAGCAAAUAAUUCCAGUCAUCUUGAAGGUGAUGAUGACUCGCACGUCGACGAUAUGUUGACCAACGAAGAUGCAGAUGCAUUAAGCGAAAUUAUCCUAGCAGUCGAUAUGAAAGAAAAUGGCAAUCUUGGUUGUGCUUAUUACAUCGCAAUUGAUGAAACUCUGUUCCUCCUUGAAGACGUAGCUAUGUCAGGAAUGGAUCUGGUUGAGACACUUCUUUUCCAUGUUAACCCUACUACUGUGCUUAUAUCCGCCAGGGCCCCAGAGAAAUUAGCAGAUUAUCUUGCGAGGAGGGCACAGGGAGUUGACGGGAAUCGAAAUGACUUGCAGAGCGCAUAUAUCCUGAGAAAUCUCAACUCUGCCGACUUCCGUUAUGACGUUGGAAAGGGAAAACUGUUGGCACUAAAUCUCGAAACGCCCGGACGCCAGAGCGUGCUUUUCACGUCUGUCGUUGACGACAUCAUGGAUGAAGCCGAUGAUAUUGGCGGACAUGAAAGCUCAAGGCAAGGUCGCCUAAUGCGCCUUGGGACUUCAAUAAACCUUGACAGCCGGCUAACGAUCGGCUGUGCUGGCGCAGUGCUUGGAGACCUUCAGAGAAGGAGAACCGUAAAUUACUUACCAAACGACCCUGAUGCCCUAGUAGCAUUCAGAAUCAGAUCGGUCGAGAUGUUCGCUUUAUUUGACUCCAUGUUUGUCAACGCUGAUACCCUGGUGUCCCUUCAGAUUCUACAGUCUGAGUAUCAUCCGAACAGCCACCUGAGAGGUCCCAGUAAUUCAGGGGCUAAAGAAAGUUUAUCUGUCUACGGGCUCUUUCAACAUCUGGCCCGUACACCCCAGGGCAAAUUGAAACUCCGCCAGAUUUUUCUACGACCAAGCACUGAUAUUGAUUUGAUCCAUACCCGCCAGAAGACUAUAUCGUUUCUUCUGCGACCAGGAAAUGCCGAGGCCCUUGUUCAGCUAAGCAACGAGCUCAAAAAAGUCAAGAAUAUGAAAUCGGUAGUAGCCCUUCUUGAAAAGGGAGUCGACAUACCUGGACGUAAAAUUUCUAUCGCGAACAAUGUCUGGGCUUCACUGCAACGAUUCGCAGCCUAUAGUUUACAGAUUGGAGAAUCACUUCGGACCCUGCCGGGUUCAGAGAAUAUUGAGAUCAUUAGAAAGGUGAUCAGUGUCAUUCAGCCGCUUGCCCUUCGUCAAGUAGGCGAGCUUAUUAGUCAAACCAUUGAUUUUGACCAGUCAAUGGAACGUGGAAAGACAGCCGUCAGACAAGGCGUGGAUGCUGACCUAGACGAAUUGAAGCGCAGUUAUGAUGGCAUGGAACAUUUCUUAACCAACGUCAUCGCAAAACUACGAAGCGAGUUGCCGGAAUGGGCGAGAAAGUACAUACAAAACUGUAUAUUCUUUCCGCAGCUAGGUUUCUUAACGGUAGUUUCACUUAACCCCGAGACAGGAAAGGGUAACUAUAACGGCGAAGGUGUAGAUGAUGUAUGGGAGCGUAUGUUCGUGGCUGAGGGUUGCGUAUAUUAUAAAAAUCGGCAGAUGAAGGAGAUGGAUGAACAUUUUGGAGAUGCGUACUGUAUGAUUAUUGACCGCGAGAUUGAGAUUAUUCACGAGCUCGCUGUCAAGGUUUUGGCGCAACGGGAAGCCAUCAUUGCAGCGUCCGAUGUUCUCGGCGAACUUGACAGCCUGUUCGCGCUGGCGAUUGGUUGCGGGCAGUACAACUGGGUUGCACCUAAAAUGACCACUCAAAAUAUCAUACACAUCGAAGGGGGUCGCCAUCCUUUACAGGAGCUUGUGGUCCCGUCAUUCAUUGCUAAUGACUGCUUCCUCGCUGGCGGGCCAGGUGAACAAGCCGAUGAAGGAGAAGAUGAGAGCUCCGCAGAGCUUGAGCGGAACUCUAUAGAACAUCCCAGCACAUUGGUACUGACAGGGCCGAACCACUCCGGGAAGAGCAUAUAUCUAAAACAGGCCGCUCUCAUUGUCUAUCUAGCACAUAUCGGCUGUUUCGUCCCAGCCGAACGAGCUCGAAUCGGAAUCACGGAUCGUAUUCUUACACGUAUCGCUACACGUGAAAGUGUGGCAAAAAAUGAGAGCGCAUUUUCUAUUGACCUACGUCAAGUUGCCUUUGCGAUGAACUUUGCAACACGCAGGAGUCUCGUGUUAAUAGAUGAGUUCGGCAAAGGUACGAACAGCCUAGACGGUGCUGGUUUGGUCACAGCGGUACUAGACCAUUUUACUUCUCUCGGUCCUGAGCGGCCUAAGGUUUUAGCCGCCACGCACUUCCACGAGAUCUUCGAGGGCCAGUUCCUAGUAGAGACCCCAGAGUUAGCAUUUGCGCACAUGGAAAUCCGAGUUGACUUCGAUGCUCCAACUAUGGAGGAUCAAGUUACGCAUCUCUUCCAGCUGGCGCCAGGCCGAAGCAUCUCCAGCUUUGGCAGUCGGUGCGCGGCGAUAAAUGGGAUUGACGAGGCUGUGGUCCAGAGAGCCGAAUCGAUUAUGCUGAUGAUUGUUAAUAAUGAAGAUCUCGAGGUCGUGUGUACCAGGUUAUCGGAUUCAGAGAUGCAGAAGCUUGAGGAGGCUGAAGCUGUUGCGCGAGCUUUCCUUGUGCAGGAUAUUAAAGCGCCGCCCGGCGGUGGUGGGAAGAAAGGGAAGGGUAUCGAUGGGUGGUAUAGAGGGAUCCUCGAGCAAGUGUUGUUGGGCGAUGAGUCGACUUCGGGCUCUAAUAUAGGGGUUAGCUAA
Molecule: messenger RNA, 3062 nt
Organism: Daldinia loculata
Lineage: Eukaryota; Fungi; Ascomycota; Sordariomycetes; Xylariales; Hypoxylaceae
Product: muts domain V-domain-containing protein
Exons: 5
Coding region: 15-3062 (1015 amino acids)
Biological process (GO): mismatch repair; chiasma assembly
Cellular component (GO): nucleus
Molecular function (GO): ATP-dependent DNA damage sensor activity; mismatched DNA binding; ATP binding
Source: RefSeq, a predicted model, not a curated record